AUGGAUUUAAAUGAUGAAAGUUUAACUGAGGAUGAUCUGCUUCAAGAAUCUGGGAGCGAAGACGAAAAUGAAAUUGCUGGUACAGAAGUUAAUAUCGGGACAUUAGACAAUACAGGUGUUAAAGUUGUCGAUGUCAAUGAUGAAGACGUGAAAAUAUCUACUUCAGAUGAUAAUUUUGGUGCAUGUGUUUCAAUUAUAUCUGAUUCUGACGUUCAGGAAGCAGCAAAACACUUGCUACUUUCAAAAGCACCAAAAAUUACUUUAGAGUACCGAGGAAUAACGUAUACUAUGUUCAAGGAGCCGAAUGAUUUUGAGAAUGAGUCGAAAUUAACUAACAACCCUGCCGAUAAAUAUAUCCUGAAGAGUUUCGAUGGAAUGCAUGUCUCAUUUACCCAACUUUUUGAGUCUAUAAGAGGGUUUUUACAGACUAAUUUUGGCACCCUAGAGUUUUUAUCGAAGGAAAUAAUCCUUACUUUUCCAGAUCUGCAACUUACUGUAAAUGAAGAUAAUACAUAUGCUAAAAACAUUACUAUGAAUGACAUUGAGUCAAUUUUCAAAAUACUACGUGACAAUUCACUAAAACGUGGUGAUGAUAAUAUACCGGAUCACCUUCAUGCGGUGGUUACUUUGGGUAAUAGGUUCGUAUCCAAAUAUAAUGAUCUGGUUGAAUUGGUGGAUAAUGAUGCAAGCUUUGCUCACGUCAAUGGUUUUUCGAACGAUCAGCAGCAUCCACUCAUCCUCGAUGGUAAUGAAAGCUAUCCGUCGAAGACUGAGGUAGUAUUGGAGUCUUCUGGUGACGAAGAACUUUUAGAGAUUAAUAAUUAG
Messenger RNA from Eremothecium sinecaudum, 825 nucleotides. RefSeq names its product Rmr1p (gene RMR1). The transcript has a single exon. Lineage: Eukaryota; Fungi; Ascomycota; Saccharomycetes; Saccharomycetales; Saccharomycetaceae. The record is from RefSeq and is a predicted model, not a curated record. Bases 1 to 825 code for a protein of 274 amino acids.